This is a messenger RNA of Candidula unifasciata, 3806 nucleotides long. NCBI's taxonomy places the organism in Eukaryota, Metazoa, Mollusca, Gastropoda, Stylommatophora, Geomitridae. The record is from the annotation of a GenBank genome assembly.
UGGCAUAUGUGCUCUUGAAGAGUUAACUGUUGCUAUGUUUGUACUAACAGGCUCACUCUGUGAUGAGGAUGUUAAAGAGUGUUCCUCAGGGCCGUGUGAACAUGGAGGAACAUGCAUGGAACCCACACCUGCAGGGUUUGUCUGUGUGUGUCCACCAGGACUACAGGGUGCCACUUGUGAAAUCAUCAACAGUGCUAACUUUGACGGGAGAGCAGCUUUAACUUUCACUUCAUUGGUGCAACUUUCAAAUAUAGGUCAAGGGCGCACAAAGCGGGCUGCUGGGAUUGUGGGUGACAGUGAGGCUCAGAUUCAGUUUACUAUUACCACAAGCAUUCUGGAUGGUAUUCUAUUGGUUGCAACAGGGAUAAGCAGCUCAGGCCAUCCCCAGAACAUUGUGCUGGAACUCCGUAAGUCUGUCCUCCAUCUCUCGGCCACUAAUGGACAGCAGCUUCUUCGAGGCUCUGUUACACUAAGCAAUCAAAACACAGCCAUCCAUAGUCACAUGAUACAACUGACUAUAAGAAAUGCUGGAUUAGAUUUGAAACUGGAUCCAAGUACUUGUAAUUCUCGCAGUGGCAGCUGUUUGUCAGUGAAUCUAACAUUUGAGAAUAUAGCCACUUGGUAUCUCAAUGGGACUGUCCAUUUUGGGGGUGUGGCCAACUUUACUGCCUACUUGAGAAGCCUUGUACAGGAUGUUGGUGGAUAUACAGGAUGUCUUGGGAACUUCAUGGUCAAUGGUCAGUUGGUCAACCUGGCAGAUGCUUCGCAGUUCACACAAGCUCAUGGCACAAACGGAACGGCACCAGCUUAUGGCUGCGAGACGCACAUACCAUGCCAGGAUGGUGUUUGUGCUCAUGGUGGGACAUGCCGAGAUUUAUGGGUCAGCAAGAUUUGUGACUGUCUGCCUGGCUUUUCUGGCCCCGCCUGUGGGUUCCAAAACAUGGCCCACUUUGAAAACAACAGCAUGCUUCACUUUGAUGUAAACCUGGCCAUCACAGAACUGGAGCUCUGGCUCACAGCGGCCAACUCUAGUGGAUUGAUCUUGUAUACUGUGACUAUGGAUGGUCUGAGCUUGAGUUUGGACAAUGGUCAGCUAGUGAUGCACUUGAUCCUUCACAACUCUAGCACUGUCCUAACUGCUAAAGUGGCUAGUGACCUUGACCUGCAGGACUGGGUCAGGGUCAGUUUAAAGAUCCUCAACAACACAUACACAGUGCAAGUAACGUCCAACAUGUCCAUCUCACUGGGGUCCGUGGCUGGCAACACCACGGCUAAUGUUCUUCAGACUGGGUCUCUCUUUCUGGGAGCGUUACUCACAAGCUCUGCCACAGACAAAUGGAGAAGUAGCAACAUUCAACUGCCUGCUCAAAGCGUGCUAGGAUGUAUUCGUGAUGUCACAAUCAAUGAGGCACCCCUAGAUCUGUCUGCAAGCACUCCAGUUUCAAACAGUCGUCUAUCACAAGCUAGACCAGGGUGUGCAAAAGUGGAGGCCUGCCUGGCAACAUCUUGUGGGCAUGGAGUUUGUGUGGGCAGCUGGACAGGGCCAGAAUGUGCGUGUGAGGAGAGUUACACGGGAGACAGUUGCUCACAGGCAGCAGAGACUAGCUUUACUGGCAACUCCAGCUAUUCCCGUCUGCACCUGGACAGGACCAAGGUCCCUUUUGGUGAAUCCGGCAGCAUCCAGUUCCGCACACGGGACACAACAUCCACACUCAUGUUGAUACAGUUUCUGAGCCAGCAGGGGCAAGCAGACAGUUUUAUCCAGUUUGGCAUCUCUGGAGGAAAGCUCUACAUCUUCUCUAGCAUCAGAAAUGUUGAGACAAACAUCGUUUCUGAUGGCCAAUGGCAUUCUCUGUCCUGGACCAGGGAUGCCACCAACUUGGAAUUAAAACUGGACAGUUCUCCAUUUUUCCUGCAGGCAGGAUUUGAUCCUUAUCAAGCCAUGGUCGAUGAUAAAAUGGAGGUCAUUGUUGGUGCCAAACCACAGCCUCCAGGAAAUCUGUCGUCACUAACUGAGUUCUUCAAAGGCUGCGUAAGAGGGAUUUACUUCAACAAUGUCAGCAUUCCCCUCUCAGCAAAUGACCCACAUCGACCAGGGCUCACAGUCAGCCCUGGAGGGUUGCUCAGUGGUUGUCAGAGUGACCCAGUUUGUGAUCUGAACUCAUGUCCAGCUAAUUCGUUCUGUGUGGACGAGUGGAAUACGUUUGAUUGUCAGUGUUUGGAAGGUUGGGACGGGGUUAACUGUGCAGUCAGUGUUGAUGACUGCAGAAACAAUUCUUGUAGAAAUGGUGGAAGUUGCCAGGACGGACAUCUUACUUACAACUGCCAGUGCCUACAAAACUACACAGGCCAAUUUUGUGAGACCAUUUUAUAUGUCUGUGAUGAAAGCAUGUGCUUCAAAAAUAGUACUAAGUCUUGUGUGAUGGUUAAUUCUGAAAAUUACAUCUGCAAUUGUCUGCCUGGCUACACAGGUAGGAGAUGUGAUGAGUUGCAGGAUCUGUGUGACAGUCAGCCUUGUAUCAAUAAUGCCACAUGUGUCAGUGGUUUCAACAAUUUCACUUGUCUCUGCCAGCCAGGGUUUUCUGGAGCACAUUGUGACAUAGGAAACUCUUGUGAAUGCUUCAAUGGAGGAACUUGUCACUCACCAACAGCUGCUGCUGGGGGUAACACUGCUACUCAUUCACCGGCCAGUGGCUCGUCUGUACUAGCCACAGAGCCAUUCACUUGCCAGUGUGUACAACCCUAUUUUGGGUCCCAGUGCCAAAAUUAUGAUUAUUGUAAAAAUAAUUCUUGCAGAAAUAAUUCUACUUGUGCUUUAGAUGUGGACAAAUAUUUGUGCAACUGUUCUGUUGGAUUUAUUGGAGUUUUCUGUGAGAAAACAGAUUUCUGCUCUUCAAGACCUUGUUUAAACAACGGAACUUGUAACAAUAGAAAAGAUCUGUACACCUGCUCAUGUUCUAUCCUCUUUACUGGGACCAACUGUGAAACUCCAGUCAAUCAGUGUACAUACAACCCUUGCUUCAAUGGUGCUUCAUGUUUGAAUAAUUCAUUAUCUCAUCCAUCAUCAAAUUCUUCAUCUAAUGAUUCAGUGAUCUGUUUAUGUAAUGAGGGGCAGACGGGUCGAUUUUGUGAGAUCAAUGUCAGAAAAUGUGAUCACUUACCAUGUUUAAAUAAUGGAACUUGUGUGGAAGCUUCCGCUGCAUCAGAAAGGGGCUUCAUGUGUAAGUGUGUGGCUGGCUUCCAAGGAGACUUCUGUGAGUCUGACAUCAACGAAUGCAACUCAAGCGUGUGUUUGAAUGGUGGAACCUGUACAGACCUGGUCAACAACUUCACUUGUGUUUGUGCUGUGGGGUUUACCGGUAGAGUCUGUGAAGUAGACCUCAGGGGAUGUACAUCCAAUCCUUGCCUGAAUCUAGCACAGUGCAGGGAAGCAAGUGCUGGGGCAGGGGUCACAGACAGCUACACUUGUGUGUGUUCUCUUGGCUUUACAGGUAAAUUCUGUGAAACAAACAUUAAUGAUUGUCUGGCCAACAAGUGUGCUAAUGGAGCAACUUGCCAGGAUGGAGUCAACAACUACACCUGCACCUGUUUACCAGGGUACUCUGGCCAAUACUGCAGCAUCAUCAAUGAUUCCUGCUACAUUCAGCCAUGCAGCAACCGAGGCAUCUGCUCAUAUCGAGGACGGUGCAGUUGUUCUGACAUUGUAGCAUCAUGUCGCUGGGACAAUGAAACAUGCCAGGUAGAACUCUGCAAGCAGAGGCAGGAGUGUACCACACAUUCUCCCUCCUACGUCUGUAACUGCACAG